Pisolithus orientalis is the source of this 1162-nucleotide messenger RNA. RefSeq names its product carbonic anhydrase. The transcript is spliced from 4 exons. Gene Ontology annotation, molecular function: carbonate dehydratase activity; zinc ion binding. Gene Ontology annotation, biological process: cellular response to oxidative stress; cellular response to carbon dioxide. The record is from RefSeq and is a predicted model, not a curated record. Bases 286 to 948 code for a protein of 220 amino acids. NCBI's taxonomy places the organism in Eukaryota, Fungi, Basidiomycota, Agaricomycetes, Boletales, Pisolithaceae.
CAUUGAGGGUCGUCGUCGUCAACGAUCCCACCAGAAUUCUGGCUUCCUGAUCCAAUCAGCCCGCUCGUGAAUCUGGCCAUCAGCCGCCGGUGCCUGCAAAAGGGAGUUCUGCGACUGUUCCCUCAGUCUGCCAAGAUCAGGACGGGGGCUAGCUGGUCAGAAAAACCAGUAGUAUUAAAGUCAGCGUUGACACCGUUGGCAGGGGAUUCCCGAAUUUACCCGCAUAUCACUAGCUCGGCGGCUGGAGGCAGUGGAGUGACAUCUCUAUCUUCCCCAACAUCACCCAUGUCUCCCCCCCUCCUGGCCUCCCUCUUAUCUGCUAACGUUCAGUGGGCCGAGCGGACCAACGAUGCUCACCCAGACUUCUUUGGUCAGUGUGCCAAAGGACAGUCCCCAAAGGUUCUCUGGAUCGGCUGCGCAGACUCACGCGUCCCAGAGUCUGUCGUGACCGAUGCGAAGCCGGGCGACAUUUUCGUGCACCGUAACAUAGCCAACCAGUUUCAUCUCCACGAUGACAGCGCUCUCUCCGUGCUCACAUACGCAGUCCAUGUCGUAGGCGUCGAACACGUCAUUAUUGUCGGACACACCCACUGCGGUGGCGCUGCCGCAUGCUUGGAGGCCGCCCAAGCCCAAGCCUCCAACUCUCCUCCUACCGUUUCCCCAGACACUCCCCUCGGCCGGUGGCUCGCCCCUCUGAUUAACCUCGUCACAACGCUUGAUCUCGAGACCCUACCCGCUGAGGCUCACUUAGAAGCCAUCGUCGAAGCCAAUGUGAAACGUCAGGUCGAGAACGUGUGUGCGACAGACGUGAUCAAGCAUACCUGGGCUGCAGCCAUGGGUGGCGAAGGCAAGGAGAAGAAGCAGGUGUGGGUGCAUGGAUGGGUGUACGACGUUGCGAGCGGGCGGCUCAAGGACUUGGGUGUAUCUCGUGGGCCGCAACCUCAGUGAGUGAGUUGGUGAAUGCAUAUAUGAGGCAGUGGUGGAACGUGGUGUAUUAGAGAUAUAUUGUCAGCAUUGUACGAGAGUCUGACAUCUGAAAUAGAUUUAUUGUGGUCACAAAGCAGCCGGAUUGGUCCGGCAAUGGUCAAGGUCCCUCUUACAAUGUCAUCCUUAACCUACAUUAAAGAGGGGGCUGGUGACGCCUGCCUGCCAACUGCCACCA